Boeremia exigua is the source of this 3033-nucleotide messenger RNA. RefSeq lists its product as uncharacterized. The transcript is spliced from 3 exons. Bases 1 to 3033 code for a protein of 1010 amino acids. Gene Ontology annotation, molecular function: ATP hydrolysis activity; ATP binding. Lineage: Eukaryota; Fungi; Ascomycota; Dothideomycetes; Pleosporales; Didymellaceae. The record is from RefSeq and is a predicted model, not a curated record.
AUGCAUGAUGGGUUGGGCCUCAUACCCACGCUGAAUCAGGUGUCAUGGGCCGAUUUCCAGGUCAAAGACAGCCCAGACCCCGCUGGAAAGCACGUCAUCGAUAUAUUGAAUGGGAAACCAACAGUCAUUUGGUACAUAUCGAGUAGAGCGAAUAGCAUCAAGAGACAGCAAGCGGCCAGUAAAAUUGCCACUGUUAAUCCUGUCGAGGCUGUGGGCCAAGUCACUGGAGAUGGUCUACUGCCUGAUCGUAUCCGUGUCAACUCCCGGUUACUUCUCCUCAUCUUCUCCAGAUUCCAUGGCCUGUCAGAUAUCUUUGGAGGCGCGAAUUCCGUUGUGUUUAUGAGACCGUUCAAAAUGUUCAUCCACUUUCAACAGGAACUGAGAGAUUGGUUGGAAACCCUCGUCAAAAAGCAUGGCCAACAGGCGCAGGCCACACAGGACACUAUACAUGAUUCCGAAAGCCAGGGGAGGAGAACCCCACUUGCGGAUUUGCUCAAAGCCCCGGUAGCUUCACAUUCCCCAACGGAAGGAGCUUCGGAACCCCUCGAGCCCCAUAAUCUCCCGAAGGGCUCAGAAGAGAGCGACACAGAUUGGAUGAAGGAAGAAAUUUAUCACUUCCAAAAUGCUAUCGAGUCCGAAUUAGCUCUACAACACAUGCGCCCUCUAAUGGAUUUUAUGGAUAGAUUUAUCCUGCCCCGUCAAUCGUACUUAGAGAGCACACGAUGCUCGAAGGUAACUUUCCACGACAUGUGGCUGCUUUUCAAGCCUGGCGACGAGGUGAUCGAGACCGAUGGGUAUCAAGCGUACCGCAUCGUACAUAUUGAAACCAGUCUUCACAGAGCGGUAGCCCCUUGGGAAGUCUGGAACGAACAGCCGAUUCUAAGACCGCGAAGCCCCGGAUCUGACAUGGAUGGGCCUCCACCUCCACCCCCACCGCCCUGGGGACACGCGGGUGACAACAGACCAUUCAAGCUAUGGUGUGUGUACAUUGACACAGAUGGAUUCAAUCUCGGUCCCGUCACAGUCGCUUUCGAGAUUCGAGCAUUCGAGGGUGAGAAAAAUGUAAUGGACCUUCCAAUCUAUCCAGUUAGACUCAACACAAUCUGGCCUGUGAAUCUCACGGGAGGUGCUGCAGUGCUCGACGCGGUGACUACCGCUAUUCGCGAUAAACUCAUACGGCGGGGCAGAGAUUUUGUCGAACGCAAUUCCAUCCAGCAUGCUUAUUAUGCUGGUCCAUGUUAUCGAAGUCGGGGUCGACUAGAAGGUCAAGUGGUCAUCGAUAAUGCACAGAUUUUCGCGAUGGACGACAACAGAAAACGACCACCACUAGGAGGAGGCAUGCCCGUCUCUCCUGAGCCAGGUCCACACGACGCAGCUUCAGCCGCGUGCAACGCGGAGUGCUGUUACAGAGAUCUCGUAUGGGGCGAUCAGCACUAUGACCGGCGUCGGAACGUCAACUAUGCUGAGCUUCACCCUCUAGUUGAUUCACAGGGGACGGUGUCAAUUUCGAUGACCCAACGACCAAUUUCAGACGUCCAAAAAGACCACCAGCAGUCUAAAAUCAGAGACGCUGAUUACCUCAUCAUGUCAGACAGGGUCUUUGGCUAUGUGCUACGUACCCGGAAAUGGGCUGAAUUGGACUUGUUAUGGAUUUCCGAGGCCAAGUACAACCGCGAGAAGCCUGAUAUGCAAGCGAGUAUUUCUGAUAAACAGAUGACAAACACGGCGUUCGAUGACCUGGUACUGCCACCAGGACAUAAGGAUGUCAUACUCUCCCUUGUGGCGCAGCACUUUCGAGACGACUCACAGGAGGUGGACAUCUUCCAAGGCAAGGGUAAAGGCUUGAUCAUGCUUCUCCAUGGUGCCCCUGGUGUCGGAAAGACCAGUACCGCGGAAGGCGUCGCCGAAGCCUUCAGAAAACCUCUUCUCCAGAUAACGUGUGGCGACCUAGGUUUCACCGCGGAGAAAGUCGAAGAGUCAUUAGCGCGAAAUUUUGAACUUGCCAGCCGCUGGGGCUGUGUAUUACUUCUGGAUGAAGCCGAUGUUUUCCUAGCAUCUCGAAAGAGUGCUGAGAGUAGUGCUGAUCUCAGCAGGAAUGCUCUAGUAGCAGUGUUUUUGCGUGUGCUUGAAUACUACACUGGGAUACUGUUCCUUACUACUAACAGAAUAGGCGAUUUCGACGAAGCCUUUGCUUCUAGAAUUCACCUCAGUCUUGAAUACCCGCAACUGAGUAAAGAGUCUACGGAAAGCAUCCUUGCUUUGAACAUGAGACUGAUCAAGAAGAGGUUCCGAAACACCCGCAGGACGAUCGACAUUGAAGAAACCGAGAUUUGCUCCAAAUUUUCAAAGUACUGGGAAGAAAAUGAAGAAGGGCGACUGAAUGGUCGACAGAUCCGCAACGCCUGUCAGACAGCACUUGCGCUUGCAGAGUUUGAGGCACAGGGCAACAGCCACAAGGACGUACUCAAACCGGAUGCAACUGUCCGAUUACAACCGAUGCAUUUCAACACGAUUCUGAAGGCGUACCUGGAUUUCGCUGACUACCUCAACAAGACUUAUGGAGUUACUCCUGAACAGCGUGCCAAGGAACAAAAGCUAAGAGCGAAAGAUCGGCAGAUGAAGAAGCCGAAACCAAUGCAUACCCAGACUGGAAGUGCAGGCUCUCAUGCUGGGGGAUUCGGCGGUGCACAUCUCUACAAUCAGACCGGGCAACAUUUCGCACCCAACCAGCCAGCUUACCAAAUGUCUUCGCCACCACAGGCCUACCAACAGCCCCAUCAGAUGUAUCAAGGACCAAUGCCAGGCCAGCAGGGCUUCCAUAUGCCUGGACAGUAUGCAGUUCCCAGUGCAGGCUAUGCGAAUCCGGGAAUACGCGCUGACAACCAGCAUCUGUCUGUUGCAAGCCUCGAGCCGGCGUUGGGUCACAAUGAGGACACCAGAGCUGGCCACAAUGCUCAAUACCAAGCGCAGUCAACCGUUCCAGGGUCGGUAUUGCAGUAUCCACAGCCUCAACAGCCCAACGCACGCUAUUGA